CAAUGGUUCGACUUGAGAAACUCAUCUAUGAACAAUUAGUCAAUAUUCGUGCUUUGAAAAGAGAGAGAAUUAUAGGAUCACCAAGAAAAUGGUAUUCUGAACCACGUACACCAGCAAUGACACUUUCAGCAGUCAAAUUAUUCACAUAAGGAUGGACUGGAUUAAUUUACAAAUUUGUUGAGCCUUUAUUUGCAAGGUAAAGUGAUUUUGAAUACAAAACUUAGAUUCUUAUACAGAUGGAUGAGAAAUAUAGGAUUAGAUAGAGGAUUGGCCAUGGAAGACUUAUUGUUAUUUUAAGAUAGAGAAUUAAGAAGAGAUCCAUUAUUUGAACAUAUUUAAAGAGAAGGAUUCCAUCCAUAUACUUGGAUUAUGUUCAAUAAGAGAAGAGCAAGAUUUUCAAAAGUAGAAAGAGGUGUAAGAGGAUCUACUGCUCCUGAAUGGUUAUAAGCAGAAGCAAGAGAACGUACAUUGGCUGAUAGUGUUGAAAAUAUUUAUGAAUGGGAUAAUUACGUUUAUCAAAAUUAUAUGAGUGACAUGACACCAACAGCAAGAGGAACAAUAUUAUAGAAAUUAUUACCAUUGGAAUGGUUCCUAUUUUUUGGUAUGUUGAGAGUUGAUUCAUGGGAUAGAUAUUUCUAUAAUGAAGUAAUGUAUAAAGGAUUAGAAUAUUCAAAAGAAGAGUUGGCUAACAUUCCUAAACCAUUUAAGGCAUAAUUAUGUAUAAAUUUAUUAUUAAUCAAUUUAAUUAGCAACUGAAGAAGGUAGAAGACAAUUUGAAGUAAAUGUAAAUAGAUUUAUUGAUCUUUAUCCAGGAUCAAUUGUGAAGGAAGGGUAUUAUUAUUAUUAUAUUAAAAUUUUAGUGAUAAAUUUGAUUUCUAAAGAUUUUAUGCUCUUGAAGCAAUUAAUAAUAAUAGAGAUCUCAGCAAAUUUGAUUCUUCAUUAAUUGCUUAAUUGAAAUCAGAACUUACUUAAUAGGUUGCAUUAAAAACAAGCACUAAAGUAAAGAAACAAAGAGCCACUCUCCCAAGUUGGUUAUAGUAAGAUGGAAAGGGAUUCUUAGCAUGAU
This is a messenger RNA of Paramecium pentaurelia, 1066 nucleotides long. The record is from the annotation of a GenBank genome assembly. Lineage: Eukaryota; Ciliophora; Oligohymenophorea; Peniculida; Parameciidae.